Molecule: messenger RNA, 2129 nt
Organism: Frankliniella occidentalis (western flower thrips)
Lineage: Eukaryota; Metazoa; Arthropoda; Insecta; Thysanoptera; Thripidae
Exons: 4
Coding region: 426-1892 (488 amino acids)
Biological process (GO): protein ubiquitination
Molecular function (GO): ubiquitin protein ligase activity
Source: RefSeq, a predicted model, not a curated record
AAAAAGGUGCUUUUAUUUGUUCAGUGCGGGAAGUGAAUACCCCGUAACUCAUCUCACAAUAUUCCGUUCGGGCAUUCCGUUUGGCUGGCCCUGCCGUCGGACAAACUUGAGCAAAGAGUGAGAAUCAACAAUAAAAUAGUAAUAUCGCACGUCCGGACGAUUUAGAUGGCGCUCUACAAGGCGCAGGCAGACAUUCCAUCCGAAAGAAAAGAGGAAGAAAAAUAACGCGGUCCCGAGCCGGCGUGUUGUGAUCAACUCGAGCCAACAACAUAACCUCGAACUUAUUCCUUGAAAUAAUCACUGAUCAACAUUUAAAACUGUCGUUCAACCUACUGUGAGUUUCUCUAUUGCUCGUGCUGGACGUGUUGGAGACGUUUUCGACGGCCCAUCAUUGCAUCUUAUUCGAGGUACGAAGAACAGACAAAAUGGAUUUGAAGUGUGAUAUUUGUUUCCUCAAUUUUGAUGUGGACUCCCAUCGUCCUAAAUGCUUACCCUGUGGACAUACCAUCUGUAAGGAAUGUGUUGAAAAUCCUGCCAUGAGAAGGAAGUGCCCAACUUGCAGGAAGGCAUUUAAACAACACCGCCCUGAGGACCUACCCGACAACGUCCUAGCAGUCCGAUUGCUGGAAAACGAGGCUGCACCACCCUGCAAGAAGCCUAAGACCGAGGACCCAGAGCUUGAGCAGCUUCAACGGGGCGCGGACGCGGGGCAGAAGGUGGUGGAGAUGCUGCGGCUGGUGGUGCCUCAAGCGGUCGAGUCGCUCAACCGUCAUCUGGAGUCGUCGGUCGCCCAGCUCGGCCAAGUGAAGCAGGCCCUGCAGAGGAGGGUGCAGCGGGAGGCGGCCGGCGAUGUGGGCACCACGUCGGACGCCGUGGAGGAGCCGCUGCAGCUGGCCGAGCAGCUGGAGGCCAGCCACCGCCUGCUCACCUCCACCAAGUGCACCGUCGCUGCCGAAGAGGAGGGUGGCUCCGCCUGGACGGCCUCUGUGCAGCCCGGCGGGUGCGGCGACAUCCUGCGCGUCCUGCUGCUGCAGCUGCGGGCGGACGGCCAGCUGGGAAAGAUUGGCCACGGCGACCACGGCGGCAUCACAGUUCCUGCCACCCCUGCUGCGGCUUACGUGGGUCCGCCGUUGUUUUCCAUCCUCGGGAUAGACGACAAACUUCUCGACCAGGGUCGUUUAAAGGUAGACGAUAUUAUUCGAAACACCCGGCAGAGUUGGAUCAUCCCUCGCAGCCUGCAGAAUUUGAGGGGUGGCGGCUCCGCGCACCUGCUGCGUGUCAUGGGGGCACACCUCGAGGAGCUGCACAUUGCGGGUCUAUCUGAGCCCAGCGUCAUGAUGGAGGUAGAGAAAUUGUCGUCACUCAAACGACUGCGGGUACAAUGCGCUCCGAAUGUGGUCUACCCGGACCUGCCGUUGCAGCUGGAAGAACUCGAAAUAAGUCAAAUAUCUGAGAACCAGCUGCGUUGUGUUCAGCGUAUGGACAGGCUUCGAAACUUGCAGUUAUUCAACUACGUAGGCCCAAAUCUGACCUUCCCUCCCGCGCAGCAUGGCAGGCUGCUGUGGCUGUCUAUGGUCUUUAGAACUCAACAAAAGCCCACCAUGUUGUCUCUUAUCAGCGCCCAUGCCUCAUCACUGCAGGAGCUAAUGAUUGCCUGCUCUUUAUCCGCCGAUCCUGAAUACGCAGACGUGUCGUUCCCCGACCUGGGCCAGGAGCUGGCGGCGUGCCGCAUGCCUGCCCUACGCCGUCUGGUCCUUCUUCGCCCUACGUCACCCAAAAAUGAAUGCAUAGGCCGUGUCGCUGAAUGUGUUCUGCAGCGACGGACCAUUCGUGGCUUAUUGGGUCCAUCCGUUGAGGUGCUUUGCAGGAUGUGCAGCAUACCGGAGUUGUAGGUUUAGGCAGCAAUAUGAGACAUUUAUACUACAGUAGAAUCACAUGCCAAUUGAGCCCAAUCAAACCUCUCUGAAAACAGGACUGUCUUAGGCCCAGAAUUUGUAGAAUGUUCAGAAAGACUUUUAUUUGUAUUUUGUUGUUAAGCUGACUGUACUGUUAAAUUUGCAAAACUUGUACUGUUAAACAAGCAAAAAUAAAUACCACAUUCGUCUGCAUUUUAAGACGCUUUGAGUUUA